Messenger RNA from Labrus bergylta (ballan wrasse), 4707 nucleotides. Its product is annotated as nectin-2. The record is from RefSeq and is a predicted model, not a curated record. NCBI's taxonomy places the organism in Eukaryota, Metazoa, Chordata, Actinopteri, Labriformes, Labridae.
UCCAGCCAGUCACACUCAGUCGGACAGCCGCGCGCUCACACAUUCAGAUAGGCUAGUUGUUGGAGCAGAGCGAGAGCGCCAUCAGUUCAUUACACCUACACAGCUCCAGCUGGGGGGAAUAUUCACCUGUGCGCUGCCAGGACCAAGUCCACGAGGAUUUUCCCCAUUUAUUUAACAGACUACUGUCUUAAAGGUGCAGUGAGGGACACUUACAGGAAUCUUUAUCGGACCCCCUGCUCUGUCCGGACGCCGAACAAGUUUUUAAAUUUGCCUUGAGUGAGUGGUAGGCUAUAGUACGCCGAAACUGACCGAAGGUUUCAUUUAUACGUGCGCUUCGGAGACAGCGGAGAGGAUCCUUACCAACCAUGGCGAGACAUGACGCCCGAAAUUGGCAUGACUACUCAAAAAUGACCGGAUUGCUCUGCUUGGUGGCGUCGAUACUUCUACAACACGGAGUGUCAGGUCAGCGGGUGAAGGUGGAGCCGGAGGUGUUGUCAUAUCCUGGCCAGACUGUCAACCUGCGUUGUGCCUUCGCUGAUGCUGCCGGGAUUCAGCUCACAAUGGUCACAUGGAUCUAUGAGCCCAAGGAAGGAGAGAGGAUCAACAUUGCCGUGUUUCACCCCAACUUUGACCCCAACUACCCUGACUCACCCGUAAAGGGCCGAGUCAGCUUUGUACCCAGCCCCCCGAUCCUAGCCAGUCCCUCCAUCCAGAUCAGCGAUGUUAGGAUGAACGACGAGGGGAAGUACAUCUGCGAGUAUGCUACCUACCCCAGAGGCAACGAGCAAGGCAUCACAUACCUGGUCAUGCUGGCUAAGCCCCAGAACUCAGCCUCCCUCGUGACAGUCGAAGCCGGAGCUAAGCAGGUUGUCGUGGCGAAAUGCGAGUCUGUGGAUGGCCGUCCAGCUGCGCAGAUCUCUUGGGUGACCACAGCCAAUGGCAACGCGACAACCGUGUCGAAGCCGGGAGCCGACAACACCGUGACCAUGAGGAGCGAGUACCGCAUGGUUCCCACAGCGGCAGACAACGGGAAGGACAUCAGUUGUGUGGUCGUGCACAGGACGCAGGUCAAAGCUGAGAGCUUUCCGUUAAAGCUAGAAGUUCAGUAUGCCCCUCAGGUGACAAUAGUGGGUUAUGACAAUAACUGGUAUGUGGGUCGUACAAAUGUACUGCUCACCUGCGAGGCUAAUGGAAACCCUGUCCCGCUCUCUGUCCUGUGGAAGACUAUGUCCGGAGAGAUACCUGACACGGUGCAAAUCAACGGAAACGAGCUGAAGGUGCUUAAAGUAGACGAUGCCGUGAACACCACUUUUGUGUGCGAGGUCAAGAACCGUAUUGGGAGUGGCAGGGACCAGGUCGCAGUCAUGGUCAGAGAGCCCACAGUGAACCCAUCCAAUGCUGGCGUGGUGGCAGGAGCUGUGAUUGGCUCCCUGCUGGCUCUCCUUUUGGUUGCCGCUCUCAUCGCCGUGCUUGUCACCCGUAGCCGCAGGCAACAGCAGGGCUACCGCGCCAAUGGCGGCGGCGACAUGAAGACGCGCAUAUUCGGGGGCGGAAAGAAGGCCAGCAAGAACGGCACAGGUGGAGGCACGGGGAGCAGCGGCCUCGGAGGUGGCAACAACAAUGGCCCAAUCUACGUCUACAGCGAGAGCUCCUCCCACCAAGGCCUCGGAGAGAAAAACAACCACCACCAGCCGCUCACCAUAGGGGGCCGGCCUGAAGUCGUUGCAACUACUCCCACGGCCCAGGACAUCCUGCUGAGCAAUGAAUUAGACGAUGCAGAGAGAAGGAAGUUUGAUGAGCUGGAGGAGGAUGAGAGGUAUGACCACUUCUCUGGAGGGGCACCUAUCCUUCAGCUUCGCCCUCCAAAUGACCAGGACAAUAUGAUUGGAGACUACAUUGACGAUGACAUGGAGUCCCAGCGGGACGGCUCGGUCAUCUCUCGGACUGCUGUUUACGUAUAGAGCAGGAGGAGAAAGAACGGAAUGGAGGAGGAGAGAAAAAAAAAUGGAGUUGAUGGUGGAUUCCUCCUGAGGAUUUUUUGGCUCCGUGGUCUUAUCCAUGUUUGAUUGAAAAAGAGAGAAUUAUACCACUUUUAUUUUUGAAAAUUGAUUUUAAAUAUAGCUGAUUAUUAAUCACAGUGAAGCCCCCAGUAUGGACAGAAUGAACAGGAGGGUUUUGUUGGAAUAUUCUGAAAGGAUCUUUGCUGUAAAUUUGUCUCUUAGAACUGGAAGGAGAAAAAGAAAAAACCUGUCUCCCACUGUUUCAGCUCAUGCUAUCACUAUCACUGGAACCUUGACAAGAACUCUUGACAGACAAAAGAGACAAACUGUGUAGUGUGGGAAUAGGAUAAUGGAAUCAUGAUACAAGCUUGGCUAUAGAGGAGGCAAACACACUUGCAAAUUCACUCUUAUCUUCACCAAAACAGCGGAAGUGGAAAGGCUUGUCAAGCCAGAUACAUAUUGCCUGCUUGUCUCAGUCCUCCUCCUGUGAAGAAAAAGUUUUUUUGUUCUGGUUCUGCGUUGUGCUAUGACAGCUGCUGGCUUAGUUAGGAGCAGGUGAUGGGAAGGUAACAUUGGAAGGUAUAGACAGUUGCCAUCAUGAAAUAUAGAAAAGCGACAAAUGUUCCUCUUAAACGUAAAGAACUUAACAAAAGACCUAAAAAAAACAAAAAAAAAAACGUGAAUUUGCUGCUCAAAUAGAAGUCCAGCUGAGAGUUUGUAGAGACUUCUUAACAAGGUAUUCACAUACAAACUUUUGCAAUGUGCCUAGAGGAAAGAGACGGUAAACAAAAAAACCAGGGAAUGAAGUGUAGCUGAUCUGACAGGGUCAGGGAUGGAGAGAGGGAUGCAGGAGACAGGAAAGCAAGAGAGAAGCACGUCUCUCCUUCUUCUCUUCCUCCUCAUCCUCGUCUCCUCAGAGCGCUCCUGACAGGAGGAGCUUGAUUGGUAAUGAGCCGUGAAGUCGCUCGCUUUAGCUGGGACCAACAGAUUGCCACCACUUAUCGUUUAUGACGUGGCAGUUUCCUCCUCCUCCCACCACCACUUCUAUCUCUCCCUCUCUCUCUUUCACUCUCUCUCCUCAUCCCUCUCUCCCGUUGUUUAUGGGGAGUUUAUGAUUUAUCCAGGGCAGUGUCGAGGUCAGGGCCACAGAGAGCAGGGGGAGUAUUUUACUGCUCCUGAUGUGUCAAGCGCCCCACUAACUCUACCCCAGCGCGGCCUGCCGUGACAUGCAGGACUGACUAAUCCACCUGGAGUGGCCAUGCUCACUCCGCUGCAUGGACGCUCCUGUCUCCUCUUAUAUUUAGUAAAUGGCUGGCAAAUCUGAAAACCCCUUCAACAUAAGAACCAUGGUUGCUUGGAUAGAUUUUCAAUUACAUCCUCUAAUAUUUCUUUCCAUUAGCGGAUGUUGCUUAAUGUGGUGAAUUGAUCAGGAGAUGUAAAAGGUCCAAAUUGACGCUAUGGGAGUCAUAUUGACUAACAGGCAGCAACUGGUGAAACGGUCCUUUAUGAUGCAGCUUCAGGGCAGAUUGUCUCCUGACUGUUAAUUUAUCCUUUUAACGAGUCAUUGGAGGCCUGCUAAGACAAAUAUUACUUGUGGCUACUGUACACAGCUUUCUUUUCAGGCUCCGUGUACAUUUAACAUGCCACACUGUGUUUGUGUAGCCUCUGAUGACUGUGAUGGACAAUCUUUAGGAGAAGCUCUGUUGUAGCUCUUCUAAUCAUGGAUUUUUCUGGCCUUCUAAUCAGCUCCCCUUUGACCCUCUGGGAAUCCGGUGAGAGCAGUUUUUUUUGAUGACUGUACUGACCUCCUGUAAGGUCCAACUAAGCUGGGUUGCAGUUCGCUGCAGGUCAUGAGGUCAAACACUGGGUGACCCAUUGCCAAGGGCAAGAAAUGACUGCGCCUGCAUCUGCUAACAUAGCUGCUUGUGACCUUGAACUUUGGAUGUUAGAAACACUCUUGUGCAGUUCAAGUAUCAGUCAGGGCAAGACUGCAUGUGUUUGCCAUUGUGAUAGCAGUAAACCCUCAGAGAGAGAACGGGAGAGAAAUGGAGGAGGCAGAGGACACAAGCAGAGAACGCUUUCCCUGUUUUAGCACCGUCUAGCAUAUUGUAAGUCAGUGUGUUCAAUAGGAUUAUCGUCUAAUGGCCUUAGCUUAUACAUAACCGCAGCUCCUGUCAACCUGGGGUACAGAAAAUUUACAGAGCACGGCUGAUUUGCCACAACCACUCAAACUUAAAAUGUAUUACUUAUUUUUGCACUUGUAUGUGUCCAUCGAUACAAUGAGAAAUCAGUGUAAUAUGUGGUUUUUGGGGUAAAAGUGGCAACAUAAGGGACAAAACUGUUGUAUGUAAAUUUUGGUGUGAGGUAUAUGUGUACUAUAUAUAUGUAAGCAUCUUUAUUUUUCUUGUGAAAAUGUGGAUAUUUAUAAAAAUGUAAAUAUCAGAUCGAUGGAGCCAGUGUUGUGGAAGUGAAGAGUAAGGCGUUGGUUGGAAAGUAAAAAAAAAUAAAUAAAAAAGAGUCUCAGAGGUCUUCAGAAUGUAAUUUUUAAUCUCAUGAAAACCUCUUUGGUUUGGUCGUGGUGGUGUUAUAGAAGGCAAGUUUAGUUUAUUUCUAUAGCACAUUUCAGCAACAAGGCAAUUUAAAGUAGACAAUACACACGACAUCAAAAAGCAUCAUGACAAAGGGCAGAAAAACACAUAAGAGGACA